Molecule: messenger RNA, 481 nt
Organism: Dacryopinax primogenitus
Lineage: Eukaryota; Fungi; Basidiomycota; Dacrymycetes; Dacrymycetales; Dacrymycetaceae
Exons: 2
Source: RefSeq, a predicted model, not a curated record
GAUACCAACGCUUCGCAUUCUAGGGCUAGAGAAUGAACGUGCAUCGGGCAUUCCCAAAUUAGCCCAGCUGGCAAGCAUGGCCCCCUCCGUACGAGAAGUCUUGCUGUCGUUGCGCGCCUGGCCGGGAACGGAUACCAUGGCAGCUAUAGCGCAAGCCAUGGGCAACUUCCGCUCCCUAACCUCGCUCCACCUGUUAGCGAUCGAUCCCUGGAUCGAGCAAGAAUGGAUCGAGGCUGCCAAACUGUUCGCGCGUGAGAGCCCUGGGCUGGUCCAUUUUUCCGGGUUUGACUGGAUAGUCGAAAGUGAGGAAUGGGUGAGACAACAUCCGAUCAGUUGUUCGGUGUGUAACGAGGCGUGGCCUUUGACGCUUGAGUGAUGAAAGGGUUGUGUACGUGCGUAACAGAGUCUCAGGUAGCUGUGUCCAUCGCAGUUCGGUGACUGACAUUGUACAACCGUCAAUGUAUCAAAUCUCGAAAUGAAA